UUACAUCAUUGGUGUGAAGCAACCUGCGUUAAAUGUUUGUUUUGUUUUUGAAAGCCACAGUGACGCGAAUUUUAAAUAUGUUGCUAAUACUAGUAAUAGUAGCGUCUUGCAACAUUGUGUCUGGUACAACAAUAAAACCAAUUGUAAUGUGGCAUGGAAUGGGUGACAGCUGCUGUAACCCAAUUAGCUUAGGGAGAAUAAAAUUAGUAAUCGAAGACACGUUUCCAGGUGUCUAUGUGAAGAGUAUCAAAAUUGGUGCCAAUAUAAUUGAGGACACGGAAAACGGAUUCUUUUUAAAUGCAAAUGUACAAAUUGAAGAAGUGUGCAGUCAGCUAGCAAAUGACAGUAAGCUAGCAGACGGAUACAAUGCGAUAGGUUUUUCUCAAGGAGCGCAGUUUUUGAGAGCUGUUGCUCAACGCUGCCCAUCUCCUCCUAUGAUUAAUCUUGUGUCACUGGGAGGGCAACAUCAAGGAGUAUAUGGUCUUCCAAACUGUGGAUACCCGGCACAUAAAUGGUGUGAUUACAUACGGAAAAUAUUGAACGUAGGGGCAUACUGGAGUUGGGUGCAGCGUGAAUUAGUACAGGCAGAAUACUGGCAUGAUCCACUGAACGAAGAAGAGUAUCGCCAGAGAAGUAUCUUCCUGGCUGACAUAAACAAUGAACGACAACUGAACGAGACCUACAGAACUAAUUUACUGAAGCUAAAGAACCUUAUCCUGGUGCGCUUUAACAAUGACACAAUUGUGGAGCCCCGAGAGACAGAAUGGUUUGGCUUCUAUCGUCCAGGACAGGCCAAAGAAGUGUACUCGUUGAGGGAGAGCCCACUGUACAUUGAGGACCGUAUAGGCCUAAAACAGAUGGAUAAAGAGGGCCGCCUAAAACUGAUUGCAAUUGAUGGUAAUCAUCUGCAGUUUAGUGAAGAAUGGUUUGUCAAUACAAUUCUUCAUGGUUUUCUAGAAUGAUACUUUAUCAUUACAGGGAAAUAUUAAUGAGUAUAGGGGGAUGUAUUUCCUGCAAGUUUCUGAAAAAGUACAGUAGACUAAAAAUAUUUAUUUUUAACUGCCAAUGAAUGCUAGAAUGAUGAAUGUGAGAAAUAGUAGACAAAAAAAACUCAACACAUAUGCGUAUCAUUUUCUAAAAAACUAGUUAACUUCACUGUUUGGUAUACUUUAUUUUAAAAACAGUAAUAAUUGAGCAAACUUGGAUUGUGUGUGUGUGUGUGUGUGUGUGUGUGUGUGUGUGUGUGUGCUUCUGAUAUGCAUAUUGAAUGUUGUCUGUAUUUAUUAUUUUAUUAACUAUGCCCAAACACUGUCUGCUUCAAUCCAGAGAAUCACCCUCAAAGCAAAUAUAGUUUUUACUUGUACUGUUUUUGGGAACACGUCAAUCCUCACUAUUUACAAGACUUGUUUUCUAAAUCCUGAACAAAUUUUGUGUGUUAAUCUUGGCAGAUGAAUGCACACUUUGUAUGCAUCUUAAUUCAGUGUAGACAUUACGUAGUCUAAUCUCAAGAUUUUUGUAAUCCUCUGUAAUUUUAUUAUUGGCCCUUCUGGAUUCCUUAGUGGCUGUGGUAUGUGAUGUUCUGAUAUCAGAUUUUUUUGUGCUUCUGUGUAAAUACUCUUUUUGCAAUUUGGUGAAAAUAAAAAUAAUGUAAUGAAAACUAUGAAAAAGCACUGCUUUAUGCUUUUGUUUUGUACAUUAAAGACUUAGUGAAAUGGAAGAAAUGAAGACUGACUAGUGGCAGAGCAGCCACAGACUGAACUGUUUCUGCUUUGUAAUUUUGUAAUAUGGCAGCAGAAAAAAAUUAACAUCUUUAGAUAAGUUUCAUGUCACUGAUGAGUAUAUACAUGUUUGAAUACAAUUGAGUAUUCUAUGCAUAUGAUGUAACAGGCUGGUGUAGAAAUACUAUUUAUUGGUUUAUUUAUGUAUUAUUUAUUUUAUUCAUUUAUUAAGAAAUGCAGCCCACUAUCUGAAAAGCUGUAACAGACUUUGCAACCUGUGUUUUUGCAUGUAAUAAAAGUGUAGAUAAUAA
Molecule: messenger RNA, 2029 nt
Organism: Schistocerca americana (American grasshopper)
Lineage: Eukaryota; Metazoa; Arthropoda; Insecta; Orthoptera; Acrididae
Gene: Ppt1
Product: palmitoyl-protein thioesterase 1
Exons: 6
Coding region: 33-962 (309 amino acids)
Biological process (GO): protein depalmitoylation; receptor-mediated endocytosis
Cellular component (GO): lysosome
Molecular function (GO): palmitoyl-(protein) hydrolase activity
Source: RefSeq, a predicted model, not a curated record